Phyllostomus discolor (pale spear-nosed bat) is the source of this 6730-nucleotide messenger RNA. RefSeq names its product potassium voltage-gated channel subfamily H member 1 (gene KCNH1). The record is from RefSeq and is a predicted model, not a curated record. The coding region runs from base 247 to 3216 and encodes 989 amino acids. Gene Ontology annotation, biological process: potassium ion transmembrane transport; regulation of membrane potential. Lineage: Eukaryota; Metazoa; Chordata; Mammalia; Chiroptera; Phyllostomidae. Gene Ontology annotation, cellular component: membrane. The transcript has 11 exons. Gene Ontology annotation, molecular function: delayed rectifier potassium channel activity.
GCCCACCCGGAGUCGGCUGCGGCGAGGCGAGCCCCGCGCGAGUGCGCUGCGAGGCGGGCCGCAAGGAGGGAGGCGCGAAGAGGGCUCGAGGGUGGCCGCGGGAGGGAUCCGCCGCUCCUGCCCGCCCGGAUCCCUUGGGGCGCAUGAGGCUCCUCAAGCCGCGAUCGCGCGCGGGCCCCUCGCCCGGCUUUCUGUUGCCUUGAGAAGCCGCGCCGGGACACCACCAGACCCUUAGCUGCCGGGAGGAUGACCAUGGCCGGGGGCAGGAGAGGACUGGUGGCCCCGCAGAACACGUUUCUGGAGAAUAUUGUCCGGCGGUCCAAUGAUACUAAUUUCGUGUUGGGGAAUGCCCAGAUAGUGGACUGGCCUAUCGUGUACAGCAAUGACGGAUUUUGCAAGCUGUCUGGCUAUCACAGGGCAGAAGUGAUGCAGAAAAGCAGUACCUGCAGUUUUAUGUAUGGGGAGCUGACUGAUAAAGACACAAUUGAAAAGGUGCGGCAAACAUUUGAGAACUAUGAGAUGAAUUCCUUCGAAAUUUUGAUGUACAAGAAGAACAGGACACCUGUGUGGUUCUUUGUGAAAAUUGCUCCAAUUCGAAAUGAACAGGAUAAAGUGGUCUUAUUUCUUUGCACUUUCAGUGACAUAACAGCUUUCAAACAGCCAAUUGAGGAUGAUUCAUGUAAAGGCUGGGGGAAGUUUGCUCGGCUGACCAGAGCCCUGACGAGCAGCAGGGGCGUCCUGCAGCAGCUGGCCCCCAGCGUGCAAAAAGGCGAGAACGUGCACAAGCACUCCCGCCUGGCCGAGGUCCUGCAGCUGGGCUCAGACAUCCUCCCCCAGUACAAGCAAGAGGCACCAAAGACCCCCCCUCACAUCAUCUUACAUUACUGUGUUUUUAAAACCACGUGGGAUUGGAUCAUCUUGAUCUUAACCUUCUACACAGCCAUCUUGGUCCCUUACAACGUCUCCUUUAAAACCAGGCAGAACAAUGUGGCCUGGCUGGUAGUGGACAGCAUCGUGGACGUCAUCUUUUUGGUGGACAUUGUGCUGAAUUUUCACACCACCUUUGUUGGACCAGCUGGGGAGGUGAUUUCCGACCCCAAACUCAUCCGCAUGAACUACCUGAAGACGUGGUUUGUGAUUGACCUUCUGUCCUGUUUGCCAUAUGAUGUCAUCAACGCCUUUGAGAACGUGGAUGAGGUUAGUGCCUUUAUGGGUGAUCCAGGGAAGAUUGGUUUUGCUGAUGAGAUUCCACCACCCCUGGAGGGGAGAGAGAGUCAGGGCAUCAGCAGCCUGUUCAGCUCCCUGAAAGUCGUCCGGCUGCUCCGCCUGGGGCGAGUGGCCCGUAAACUGGACCACUACAUUGAAUACGGAGCUGCUGUGCUGGUCCUGCUGGUGUGUGUGUUCGGGCUGGCUGCUCACUGGAUGGCCUGCAUUUGGUACAGCAUCGGGGACUAUGAGAUCUUCGAUGAGGACACCAAGACCAUCCGCAACAACAGCUGGCUCUACCAGCUGGCCAUGGACAUUGGCACCCCUUACCAGUUUAAUGGGUCUGGCUCAGGGAAGUGGGAAGGUGGUCCCAGCAAGAAUUCUGUCUACAUCUCCUCGUUGUAUUUCACCAUGACCAGCCUCACCAGCGUGGGCUUUGGAAACAUCGCCCCAUCCACAGACAUCGAGAAGAUCUUUGCAGUGGCUAUCAUGAUGAUUGGCUCACUUCUUUAUGCCACCAUCUUCGGGAAUGUGACAACCAUCUUCCAACAGAUGUACGCCAACACCAACAGGUACCACGAGAUGCUCAACAGCGUUCGAGACUUCCUGAAGCUCUACCAGGUGCCAAAGGGCUUGAGUGAGCGAGUCAUGGAUUAUAUCGUGUCCACCUGGUCCAUGUCCAGAGGCAUUGACACUGAGAAGGUCCUGCAGAUCUGCCCCAAGGACAUGAGAGCUGACAUCUGCGUGCACCUGAACCGCAAGGUGUUCAAGGAGCACCCGGCUUUCCGGCUGGCCAGCGACGGCUGCCUGCGGGCGCUGGCCAUGGAGUUCCAGACGGUGCACUGUGCCCCAGGGGACCUCAUCUACCAUGCGGGAGAGAGUGUGGACAACCUCUGCUUUGUGGUCUCCGGCUCCCUGGAGGUGAUUCAGGACGAUGAGGUGGUGGCCAUCCUAGGGAAGGGAGACGUGUUUGGAGAUGUGUUCUGGAAGGAGGCCACCCUCGCCCAGUCCUGCGCCAACGUCAGGGCCUUGACCUACUGCGACCUGCACGUGAUCAAGCGGGACGCCCUGCAGAAGGUGCUGGAGUUCUACACAGCCUUCUCCCACUCCUUCUCCCGGAACCUCAUUCUCACCUACAACCUGAGGAAGCGGAUCGUGUUCCGGAAGAUCAGCGACGUGAAGCGGGAGGAGGAAGAGCGCAUGAAACGGAAGAAUGAGGCCCCCCUGAUCUUGCCGCCAGACCACCCUGUCCGGAGGCUCUUCCAGCGGUUCCGGCAGCAGAAGGAGGCCAGGCUGGCGGCCGAGAGGGGCGGCCGGGACCUGGACGACCUGGAUGUGGAGAAGGGCAGCGUCCUCGCGGAGCACGCCUCCGCCAACCACAGCCUGGCGAAGGCCAGCGUGGUCACCGUGCGCGAGAGCCCCGCCACGCCCGUGCCCUUCCCCGCGGCCUGCCCCGCGGGGCUGGGCGUGUCGGACCACGCCAAGCUGCACGCGCCCGGCUCUGAGUGCCAGGGCGCCAAGGCGGGCGACUGCGCCAAGCGCAAGGGCUGGGCCCGCUUCAAAGAUGCGUGCGGGAAGGGCGAGGACUGGAACAAGGUGUCCAAGGCCGAGUCCAUGGAGACGCUCCCCGAGAGGACCAAGGCAUCAGGGGAGGCCACGCUGAAGAAGACGGAUUCGUGCGACAGCGGCAUCACCAAGAGCGACCUGCGCCUGGACAACGUCAGUGAGGCCAGGAGCCCCCAGGACCGCAGCCCCGUCCUGGCAGAGGUCAAGCACUCCUUCUACCCCAUCCCGGAGCAGACGCUGCAGGCCACCCUGCUGGAGGUGAAACACGAGCUGAAGGAGGACAUCAAGGCCCUGAACGCCAAAAUGACAAACAUCGAGAAGCAGCUCUCCGAGAUUCUCAGGAUAUUAACUUCCAGAAGAUCCUCUCAGUCUCCGCAGGAGCUGUUUGAGCUAUCCAGGCCCCAGUCCCCGGAAUCAGAGAGAGAUGUCUUUGGAGCGAGCUGAGAGGCCCGUUCAUAGACGGAAACCCGCCACCCCACCCAGGCAACACCCCACCACACACACCUACAUGACCAACCACCUUCCGAGUAGGCUUUUCCUGACAGAAGCCCGAGUGGGACCAGUUGCUUAGGCUCACGCUCUCUCUCUGGAAGCCGUGGGAAGCGAGUGUGCAGCCCCCGCCGAUGCCAGCGGCCACGGAACUGCCUCUGCACAGUCUCGCAAGAGGGGGCAUGCUGUCUACGGGUGUUUCCCUUCAUUUUUAAUUUUUUACUGCCAUGAUAUUUGUAAAAGAUGAAAACUAUCAGGAAAGAGCAGCAGCCAUUUGGAUAUUGGUGGGGGAGCACCCAGAACCCCUCACGUAUAUACCAUGCUGGGCUCCUUUGCCAAGGCCCCCAAAGACGGAGAUGGGCCCAGGGAUUUCCUAGCAUUCCCUGUCCUUGUACAGCCUUCGUCUGACCUCACCGUAUAUUUUCCUACAGUCGUCAUUUGUAACAAGCUCGGGACAAGGGGAGCCUGAGGGACAGGGAGGGCAGAGCCUUUCAACUUCUGGCUCCGGUGGCUAAAGCCGGAAAGCAGCCGAGGUGCUGUGGGUGCCUCCCAUAGACGCUGAGGGCCCGGAACCCUCGGGUCUCCUUUCCCCAAAGACGUGAGCCACGUGCAAGAGCUGGAGAGGGGCCCUUGGGAUCCGGAGAUUCUCCGCAGCUCGCUCUACGGGAUGGCAUCGUGCCACUGGCCUCAUCACACAGGCCCCUCUGCUUCUUUUCCUUCCCAGCCUCUCCAGCCUCUCCCCACGUGCUCCGGUGGCAAUCCUCAGGGUAGGGGGCAUCGACAGGAAGGGCAAUGAGCCCGGAGUUGCUUCCUUAGCAAAGCAGACACACACACACACACACACACACACAACCUCAGAAAAAUGAUUGUAGCAAGUGCUAUGUUUAUAACUCUCGAUGGGGUCGCCCUUCAGAAGUUUGUAUUUUGUUCACAGCAUGCAGUCCCUAUAGGACAUGUGGGAGCCAGGCUUGGCCUUAUUUUAAAACUCAUCUCUUUACCUCCUACUAACGUCAGUAGGACUUCAAGAGAAACCGUGACAAAUCACAGGGUCAUGAUUGUAUGUGCUCGCUUCAGGAGCUGGAAAAAGAGAGGGAGGCACUGGGUUUUCCAGCUGUCUGGUAACCUGAUGGGGAGCAGUUAUGGUCCAGGGGGAGGGUCCAAGCUCAGAACCGUGAUCAUGGGGUAGCCUCUGCCACAGUGCUGGGGAUGCCUCUUCUGACCCAGGGUUUGGUCAUCUGUGUGCUCGGGUGUCUUUCAAUGGUGCCUGAGGAAAGAUCAGAGGUCUCUCCUAAGCGAGGCGGAGCUCACCCAGGUGUACGCCUGCAGAGAGGAAUCAGACUCUUAAAAGUUGACAAGACCUGAAGGUUGAAAGCUCAGUUCUAAGAACUCUGCUUUGAGAGAGUGCAGUUAGGGGUGCAGAUGGUCUGGACCGCAGCGACAGCAGGGAACCGUCCCGGCACUGACCUUGUACACGUGUUAUGCUGCAGCAGCCCCACCCUGACCACCUCUGCCUGGCGCUCAUUGCUUUGCUGCAGAGUCUGGACCUAGUGCUGAUUUCCCUCGUUCUGAGGGGGACCUGACAGGUUGGGACCUUUCCUACCAAAGAUAUUCAGUGUUUCGGAAAGCCUGCUGUCUGGGCCCACCCCCCCCCCCCCCACCUGCUCAGUGGCCAUGGCAGGACCCAGGACUUGGCCCUCCCUUGUCUGUGUGGAGUGGGACUGUCAUCUCCUGGCUCUCGGGGUUGGUCCUGGGGAGCAAAGUCUGGAGGCCGAGGCCAGGUGCCUUCCCCUGAGGCCCUGCACACCCUUGUAGCCUCCCACUUGGGGUGGCCCCAGACUACCUAAGGCUGAGAAAUGGUUAGACUUAGCCCCAGAUGGAAGCAAACAAGGAAGGGGAAGUGAAAUUUCCUGAGGCUGAGGCGUGAUUGUGAUUUUGGAUAAAGCCAUGGGCCUUCCCUGUCUUUAUCUUGAGAAGCUGCCAACUAGUCCUUAGGCAGGGGCUAUAAAAUAUCUAGAAUCCCAUCUACCAGCUUCCCCUCGAGUCUGCCUUCCUUAAACGUGCUCCUUCACUGACUUCCAAAGUUUUGAACCUGCUACAUUUAAAACAGAGCAAGCAAGGGCCCUAAUGACUCUCCGGUCCAGCUUCAGAAGCUCCCGCCCAGCUCCCCGGGGACUUGAUGACAGGCUCUGCCCCCGCCCCCCAGCACCCUGCAGGCCAGUGUGGCCAGGCCCGUCCACUUCCCUUCGUCUCUGCCUGAGGGGCACAGGUGUCUAUUCAGAAAUGAACCCCCGUCUGGGUUUGAGGGGCACAGACACUGAUGCGUGAGGCACUGAAGUCCAGACUUGUUGGGUCGAGAGGCAGAGGAUAAAGCUUCACAAAUAUUCUCCUACAACUGACUCUUAGGAUCCAAACUGGGCUUGACCGGAAGCCUGGAUCUGUUCCUCUCGAGGUCACAGGGCCCAUGACACGUGCUUGUGUGAGUGACAGUGUGGCUAGACGUGCUUUUGUCCUCUAUCUAAGGAUUUUAGGGACUUUUGCUGUAACUGUAUUCUCUGGGAAAAAGAAACAUUUUUUAAAUGAGCCAAACCUUCUCUUCUUUCAUUUUCAUGCUUUGGGCUAACUGCCUAUUCUUGCCUAAAUGCUGCUCUGGGCUCCUGAGCAAAGACUGUGAGCUUCAGACCCCACCCACUGAGCCUGCCACUGGAAGCUGGCCAUGCAGUGCUCUCCAGCAAGCACGUGCACCGACCGAUAGACAGCAGGGGUGCCAGGGUGAUACCUUUGAAUUACAGUAUUGAAUUCUUCAGCAAACCUAUGAGGACCUUCAGUUACCACAGGGAAAUCUACUAUGGCUCUAAGUUCUGCUUCAGUCCAUAGGGUGUAAGAAAUUAAUGUGUUUAGUGGUAUCCUCCAAAGACCUAAUACAAGGGAGCAUUUUAACAGGCUUAGUGGGUAAGGUUUUAGCACUAGAGGAGAAGGGACAUUCUGCUAAAGGAAGGGGUUAGAAUGGGGCAAAGGUAGCUGUGGAGGAGGUAGAGCAAAGGGGCUGGGCUGUGCUGCCAAGGAAGCGGCUUCAAAUGCUUUUAAACCUUUUUUUAGUUAUUUUCUUCAUUUAAUUUAUCUGUAGUAUUGUGUGGAGGCAAUUUUAGAAUCCUGACUGUUUAGAAGCCUCUAGGUACCAAUGAAAAUCGUUUUCUCAUUUAGAUUCUUUAGUUCAAUUACUGUGAUCUUCUAAUUUACUCCGGAGAAAAGUUUAGGGGUAUUGCGAAGUCCUCAUAAUGACCACUGAUCACCUUUAGUAAGGUUGGCCUGUUGUGCCAAAAAUGCACACAAAGCAAAAAUACACUUUUUUAACAUAAAGCCAGCUGGAGUCCCUGAAGGAGGGCCACCCUUUGAGCAUUUAGGUGACUGGGAAUAAACCCCAUUUAUUUUCUUGAGAGCCAAAAAAAAUUCCUAAAUAGUCUGAAGGGGG